Molecule: messenger RNA, 2364 nt
Organism: Mobula hypostoma (lesser devil ray)
Lineage: Eukaryota; Metazoa; Chordata; Chondrichthyes; Myliobatiformes; Myliobatidae
Gene: vhl
Product: von Hippel-Lindau tumor suppressor
Exons: 3
Coding region: 67-588 (173 amino acids)
Source: RefSeq, a predicted model, not a curated record
AGGGGCCGGCUGUUGCUUUUGACAACGUAGACUCUAGGCCGCAGGCCCGGGGCUGUACAGCAGGCGAUGCCGGAGAUUGGGAACCUUGACGCGGCAGCCGGUGUGAACUGGCUCCGCUCCCAUCACAGCCGGCAGAGCUCCUUCGUCAUCUUCUGUAACUGCACAGGCCGUAGCGUCCAGCCGGUUUGGAUCAACUACCGCGGGUUGCCUGAGACUUACGCCGCGAUGGCAGCGCAGAGCGGCCGCAAGAUGAACACCUUCACAGGUCACCCUUGGAUGUUCCGUGAUGCAAUCUCUGAUGACAGGCUCCUCGUCAAUGGCCACGAGGUCUUUUUCACCCCCCCAGGCCAGGUGAAUGAGAUUGGCCAGCCUCAAUACAUAAUAGUUAAGAUCACCAUACCAGUUUACACGCUAAAGGAGAGGUGUCUGCAAGUGGUGCGUAGCCUUGUGAAGUGGGAGGACUACAGACAUUUAGAGAUUGCCAGAUCACUCCACGAUGAACUGGAAGAUCACCCCCAGGUCCUGAAAGAUCUGCAGCGUCUUCAACAGCUGGCUGAACAGGAAAGAAAGAGUCCUAAUUUAGAGUGACAUUGUUCCUUUCACUCACCAUGUCACCCCAGAUCGACCUGGUGUAGUAUAUAUGUAUUAUAAGCUCUGAACUGCAAUCUGGGUGAACAGAAUGAAUGGCACCAUUCAUUUCAGAUCUUCCCAUGAACAGUGACUGUCUACUGUGAUUAUGACACAAAGCUGCAACCAGCAGUCUACCUGGUUAAUUAGUUAAUUGUCAUAUUUUGUAUUUUCCUUCAUUAUCUUCCUAUUUCUUGGACCAAUUUUUAUUUUAAACAUCACUUGUACCUUUAAGUGAAAACAGUUCUCAGUGAAUCUUUGGCCUGCCACGGUGGGCCUGUCACCAUCAGGCAGCAGUAGAAGUUAGUAAAUUUGGCCAUGAAGCUGGGAUAGCACUGGUGUCUGGAAAGUCACUUGCUGUUUAUUCUAUAAGAUGGCAGAACUGACUGGGAAUGGAGAGGAAAAUGGCAGACUAGUCAGUGUAUGAUGCAAAGAUGUGUAAAAUUGCUGCCGUGCAAGUACAAAAUAUGGAUGCAAUAAAGGGGAAACUAGGUGAUCUGCUGAUGGAACUAGAUAUAAUAGGCAGGGGAAGACUGGCCCAGAGCAGCUACAGCAGCAGAGUAUUUGGGGAGAAAACCCUGACUCUGCAUAGUUUCUGAAGAUGCCAGGAGCAUGAGUUUACCUGAGAAGGUAUCUUAAAUUCACUUAAUUAUAUGGCUGCACAGUGGGGAAAGGACUUUCUCAAUUAAACCUUUAAGUAAAAUGUCAUGAUAUUUGUAUGUGAGCUUGUAGUUGCUUCAUUAACUCAGCUCCCCACUGUAUAUAUUUAUGCCGUAGCCAGCUUGUUCUGCACCGUGACCUCUAAAACUUAGUAUUUGCUGCUGAGCUAGUGUUUAUGGUCCCUGGUUCUGGUCGUCUUUCAUUUUUUUUAAAAAAAAGGAUGACUGUUUGGUCACUUAGUCUUCUCUCCAAAGUGUUAAACACCUGUUUUGCUAUUUCACCACACCUGGUCACUUCAUAUUGAUUUACUAAAUGAAGCAGAUCUGUACCCAGUCUACUGGUAUAGUAGAAGUUGGAAUAGAACCUACAUGCCUUAAAAUUCUAUCCCCUUCCAGAAAUUCCCCUAGGAAUCCUCACUUUAUCUUUAGUUGCUAUCCUAUGUUAGUAUACAUAGUGAUGCUAUGUCAGUACCCAGCCCUCUCCUAAUUCCCCCCGCCCCUUCCUAUACUCUUUAGAAAUUUACUUUCCAUAGUGUAAACAGGUUGAUUCUUCCUGGUGCAAAUAUGUCAUCUCACUUUUCUCAAUGUUCCAGUUCAAUUGUCAAUGCCAGCUCCACUCUACAAGUUUGUCUUUGCCUUUCUCUGUUAUUGCCAAAGGUUUGAUGUACCUGGAAAUGCUGAAACUGUUGGUACUGGUCCAUAUCAGUUGUGUAAGUAUUCAACUGUGGAAGUUCAGCAUUGGUUUGAGAGGAAGACUGCCCCCACCUCUUGUCUUGUUAGUUCUUGCUGUUUUUACUCUCAACAGCGAUUCUCUGUAAAUCAGAAUGGUUCAAGUCCAAGACCGGACAAGUGUCCGAACAGUAUUCAACUGUGAAAGCUAUGAUUAUUGCCGAGCUUGUGAGGUGCUGGUGAUAAGAUCAGUAGCUGAGCUGUGCUAAUGAGUCAGAGUAAAACAGAUUCACAGGAUCAUCAGGCAAAGCUUGCUUUUCAAGUCACAGCUCUGUGAUAGGGACACACUAAGCUCUUGUAUAUUUUUUUUGUAUGUGAAAGCUGAACAAAGCCAUUAAAAGUAUAUUGC